AUAUAUACAAUAUACCCAGAAGGGAAUCGAUUGGCCAUAGAGCAGCGUGAGACCACAGCAAGAUGUCAUUCGAUAUAGCGGUGGCCGAUCAGAUGCGCAUUGCCUUGAACUAUGUGAAGUUCAAGACGAAUCAACAGCGCCUACGGAGCAAUGACAAGGUAAUUGCCGACACCGUCUAUGGCAAGGUGAAGGGCGUCAAGUGGCAGUCGAUCUAUGGGAACAAUUACUACAGCUUUGAGGGCAUUCCAUUUGCCAAGCCACCGGUGGGUGAGCUGCGCUUUAAGGCGCCCGUGGAGCCUGACCAUUGGCCGGAGGUGAAGCGAUGCACCAGGGUACGCUCCAAGCCGUGUCAGGUGAACAUUGUGAUGAAACUGGUGCAGGGUAGCGAGGAUUGUCUGUACCUUAAUGUGUAUACCAGAGAUUUGCACCCCAAUAAACCUGUGCCAGUGCUCGUGUGGAUCUAUGGCGGUGGCUUUCAAAUGGGCGAAGCCUCAAGGGAUCUCUACAGUCCCGACUACAUCAUGAUGGAGCAUGUGGUCCUGGUUGUCAUAUCCUAUCGGCUUGGUGCCCUGGGAUUUCUCAGUCUCGACGAUAAAGAGCUGGAUGUGCCCGGCAAUGCGGGCCUAAAGGAUCAAGUCAUGGCCCUGCGUUGGGUCAAGCGGAAUUGUCAGUUCUUUGGCGGCGAUCCAGAGAAUAUCACAGUCUUUGGGGAGAGUGCAGGCGGAGCGUCCACCCACUACAUGAUGCUGACGGAACAGACCCGCAAUCUCUUCCACAAGACUGUGAUCAUGUCGGGUGCGGCAUUGGCCCCUUGGGCACAGACACCGAUGCAUAUCAAUUGGGCAUAUCGCUUGGCCCAGGCCACCGGCUACUCCGGGGAGCUUAACGAUCGCCAGGUAUUUGCUCAUCUCAAGAAAUGCAAGGCCAGCAGCCUGCUGAAGGUGGCCGACGAUAUCAUCACCAUGGAGGAGCGCCAUCAGCGCCUGACCAUGUUCUGCUUUGGACCCAGCAUCGAACCCUAUGAAACGGAUCAUUGUGUGAUACCCAAGUCGCCGCUGGAGAUGAUGCGCAACUGUUGGGGCAACAGCAUUCCCAUGGUCAUUGGCGGCAACUCCUUUGAGGGUCUGCUGAUGUUUCCCGAGGUAAACAAGUGGCCGGAGUUGCUGUGCCAGCUGGGCGAUUGUGAGCAUUUGGCUCCCAAGGAUGCGCAGCUGGACAAGGAGCAGCAGCGGUUCUUUGGCAAGCAGCUGAGGGAAACCUAUUUUGGCGAUAGAAAACCCAGUCGUGACACUAUUCUGGAGUACAGUGAUCUCUUUUCGUACAAAUAUUUUUGGCAUGGCAUUCAAAGGACAUUGCUCUCGCGUGCCCAUUACGCUCCAGAGGCGCCCACGUAUCUGUAUCGCUUUGACUUUGACUCAAAACACUUCAACAUCAUGAGGAUUAUCACCUGUGGCCGCAAGGUGCGAGGCACAUGUCAUGCCGAUGAUUUGUCGUAUUUGUUCUACAAUGCGGCAGCAAAGAAACUAAAGCGACGCACGGCCGAAUUCAAGACGAUAAAACGUCUGGUGUCCAUGGUGGUGCAGUUUGCCAUAUGCGGCGAUCCCAAUAUACCGCUGGUCACGCACGAUGAAAAACAGCAGCCGUGCCUGCCACAGGGCACAGUCAACGGCACAUCCACAGCCACCUGGUUGCCCAUUUCGCGUGAGGAUGCGGUGUUCAAGUGCCUGAAUAUAUCGCAUGAUGUGCAGGUGAUUGAUUUGCCAGAGGCCGAAAAGUUGCGGCUCUGGGAUAGCAUCUAUGACAGGCGACUCUUGUACUGAAUCACACAUUCUGUUGCCCCCUCAAACUCUCAGGCAGCUUUGCUGCUUAUUUACCCUUAGCAAUCCGUAGGCCUUAGAUAUAGUCAUAGCCGUAGC
This is a messenger RNA of Drosophila obscura, 1916 nucleotides long. Its product is annotated as esterase B1. The transcript is spliced from 4 exons. The record is from RefSeq and is a predicted model, not a curated record. Bases 63 to 1820 code for a protein of 585 amino acids. NCBI's taxonomy places the organism in Eukaryota, Metazoa, Arthropoda, Insecta, Diptera, Drosophilidae.